CCCCCCCCAAACUGUGGAAGGUCCCCUCAGCUGGAGGAACAAACCCCUGCAAACUGGAAAAAUGAACCCCAGACACAAAGGACAAAAGCACCCCUCUCCCCAGCCAAGUUGGAGGGGACCCCCCCCCCCCUUCCUUACUCCCUGAAAGCAGAGGGAGAAAGCCUUGCAAACUGGAAAAUAAACCCUAAACUGGAGGGAUGAACCCAAAGAGCGCAAUUAUAGCCCUUGCCUGGGACACCAGUAGCUUGGCUUUGCCACCUCAUCGCAAACACAUGGAAAUCCGGCAGGAAAGGUCGCUACUCCGGUCCAAAAUCCAGUCAUGGAUGCAGGCCUCUCAACGCAGCCAAUCUGGCGCAAGCUCUGGGAUGAUGUGAUGAAAACCAGGCCACCCAACUCAGAGGUGAGGAAAAGCCACUCAUGGGGAGUGGAGAAGGAGCACAAAGCAAAUGCCCUGGCUUUGGAAGAGUUUUCUUUACAUAGAAGAACUGAAGAAGCUCCACUGAUUUGGCAUAACAAGAGAAUGAAUAUAACCUGCUGGAGGAAGAAGUUCCUUGAAACAUUCUUCUCAAACGUUCUUCAUGGCGUGUUGGAUGUUUCUUCUGACUGGCGUCUCAACGACAAUGAUUUUUCACCGUUGCUCCACAGCUCACAGCACGUUACCCAGCUCACUCUCUGCAACAUGCUGCAGGGGGUGAUUGAGCUCACUGCUGAACGUAACCAAAGGGUGCUUGAAAACCUCGCUGGCUCCCUGCGGAUACUGAAGUUUCGGCAUCUGCUCUCCUCUGAUCAGUCUAUCAGACAUUUGCUGGUUUUACUUCUUCACCGGCUGAUUCAUCAUGGCUCUGUCAGCCAAGUGUCCAUGUAUUCCUGGCCUGUUCCUGACACAGUUCUUCUCAUUCUCAUCUUGAGCGUGAGUGCUGGGUAUUGGCACUCAGGAAAGGGGCUUAUGUAUCACAGCAGCCCUUGUGGCUUUUGCAGAGUGGGCAACGCCCAAAGCCAGGAGUCCGCACAAGAGCCAUCAGAGAUGGGCCGUUGCGAUGAGAGGGAAUGGAGCAAUGGUGAGAACCAGCAGGCUUCCCCCAGAGUGCUUGAGGAGGCUGACACGCAAGAAGAAGCGAAUGCAUGCGGGGCUGACGCUCCCCAGAGCUCAGCCUUCUCUGGACUGAGGAGUCAUCCUUCCCAAAACCUCGUAUGUGAGGAGGGAAGCAGUGAGGCGUCCUGUGACCCCACCGGUGUUAAAGACCCCCCUGGAGGGUCUUCUUGUUGCCUCUCAGGAAGGCUGUCCUGUCACCCCGUUCUUCGAAAGCCACGUAGACGUCUGAAAUCUGCGGUAGGGAGGAGACGCCGCUGCCCUAGGCAAAGCAGGGGGACGUAUGAUAACCCAGAAGACCUUUAUGAUUUUGUUUUUACUAUUGCUAAAGAGAAUGCUUCAGAGUUGCUGCAUAAAAACAUUGUCGCAGAAGGCGAAAGUGCAGAUAACUGGACUAGUUCCUCCACAGGUUCUCCGUGCUCCAGCAGUGCUGGCUGUAAGAAACGAGGAGGAUCUGCUGGGAUCUUUUCUCUGAAAGCUGCUCACCGCUUCCGAAGUGUGUCCACACUGGAAUUGUUCUCCGUUCCUUUGACUGGCGACACAUGUCGGACUCUGAGUAACCUGUUGAGCUCCUGGGUGUCAUUAGAAAACCUGGUUCUGUCUUACAAUGGCCUGGGAGAUAACAUCUUCUGCCUCCUGUCUGGGCUCCGGGCCCUCUCCCGCCACUCAGACUGCUGCCUUCACGUGGUGCGUGUGAGCGACGUGUUCUCUCACAUCCCCUGCAUGGACCUUGUUCGCUGCAUCCUGAGUGCCUUUCCCCGGCUCCAUACGCUCUCAGUCAGCUUCGAUCUCAAAAACCAGCUGGAGGGGAACAGACCAGAAGGGAAUCCAAGCUGCAGGGAGGCAGAAAUCCCAGAGAGCUGCCUGGAGCAGCUGGAAAUCCGAUUCCCCAGGGAACCUCUGCACACUGCGUUCCUGCUGCCGGUGCUGAAGGCAUCAAGGUCUCUCCAGCAGUUGUCCCUUGACAGCGCUGCACUGCCCUGUCCUCAGGAGCUUGAGCAUCUUUUGCAGGCACUCAGAGAGUGCAAUCCAAACUUGAAGAAACUGAGCUUUCAUGAUGUGAACCUUGCUGACCACCAGAAAGAAGUUCUGCUUUUGCUUCAGGACCCCAUCCUGCAAGAAAUCACAUUCUCCUUUUGCCGGCUGUUUGAAAGUUGCACUACUGAGUUUUUGUCAGAAAUAAUCAAUACAGUGAAGAGAAACUCAUCUCUGAAGAGCCUCAAACUGCCUGGGAAUCGCCUUGGGAAUCACAGGCUGGUUGCCCUUGCAGACAUUUUCUCUGAAGAUUCCUCCUCUUCUCUUUGCCAGCUGGAUGUCAGCUCAAAUUGCAUCAAACCUGAUGGGCUUCUGGAGUUCACAAAGAAGCUGGAAGGACACAUCCAGCAGAGAGGGGGACACAUUAAAUUCACCCACCUCCGCCUCUUUCAAAAUUGGCUGGACCAGGAUGUCGAAACAGCUCAAGAAGCACUUCGGCGUCUCAAAGCUGUGUGCAGCGUGGUCAAUGACACGUGGGACUCCUCCCAGGCCUUCGCUGACUACAUCAGUGUCAUGUGAUGGACACAUGAACAAGAGAAAACUGAUCAGCUUGUACUAAAGCAGUUCAGUCUAUGGCUAAUAAAUUUAUUUCUUAGUGCUGGUGGGCUUUUUUUCUCCCCCUGGUCCAAGCAGGGGUACAGUGUUUUUCAUCACUUCUCUGUUGAUUUGAAAGAGUGCUGCAGAUCAGCAGUUCAGGGUUGUCCAACUCCAUCCUCUUCCCAAAUUGGCUACUUAAACCAGGGCAGACACUUCAAAUAAAUUUCUGUGACGUGCUGCAGGUUUCUGAACAAGCAGUUAACUACACUCGGUGUAAAUUAAGAAUUUAUUGUUGUUUCAGCCAAUAAAUAAGAAUCCCUCCAUAUAAAGGCAAUAGAAAAUAAGCAAGCUAGGUGAAAAUCUGAGCCUGGACCUCUUGUAUUUGGAAAAACUUUACUUUGAGGAAAAAAAGAAAUUACAUCAAACAUAGCCUGCUGUUUAUUUGCAAUCAUUGAUUAGUUUUUGGGACAAAAAUUCUUCUCACCCCUAUUCAGUAUGUGCACUCAUUUUACAGAAGUAGAAGUGUGUUCUUUUGUAAAAUUUUUAUAAU
Messenger RNA from Struthio camelus australis, 3212 nucleotides. Lineage: Eukaryota; Metazoa; Chordata; Aves; Struthioniformes; Struthionidae. The record is from RefSeq and is a predicted model, not a curated record.